AGUAAUAUCUGUUUCUUAGACAGUGUUGUAAUUGGCUGAAGACUGGCAGCUGCCCCUAUGGAAACAUGUGCAGAUUUGUACGUGGUCCUUCACCCUGCGGUAAAGGCUACAGCAGCAAUUAUAGAAGCGACCCUCUAGGACAGAGUACAACUACCCCAUAGGAUUUCCAAGGCUGCAGUCUUUACAGAAGCAGAUUGCCACACCUUUCUCCUGCAGAGUUUCUUGUCACCAGAAAGACCUACCUACAGGGGAUCUUAGAGAAAGAAUGAAGAACAAGUGCCAAGAUGUGGACGCUGAGUCCCAGAAGCGAAAUACAGAGGAAUCAUCCUCACCUUUUAGGUGGCCUGGUUUUAUCUGCUCUUCCUCGAACCUCUAGGCAAGCUGAAAUUCUGCAAAAUCUUACAACAACAUACGAGAUUGUUCUCUGGCAACCAGUAAUGGCAGAAUUUAUUGCGAAGAAGAAAGAAGUUCAUUUUUUUGUGAAUGACUCAGAUGUAAGCAUGGUGAAAGCCCAUUUAAGUGUGAGCAGAAUUCCAUUCUGGGUCCUGAUAGGAGAUGUUGAAGAUCUCAUUCUGCAGCAGACUUCCAACGACACAGUCAGCCCUCGGGCCUCCUCAUCGUACUAUGAGCGGUAUCGCUCACUAAAUGAAAUCUAUUCUUGGAUGGAAGUUAUAACUGAGUGGUAUCCUGAUAUGAUUGAAAAAAUCCACAUCGGUUUCUCAUACGAGAAGUACCCUCUUUACGUUUUAAAGCUUUCCAAAAAACAGCAAACAGCUAAAAAUGCCGUAUGGAUUGACUGUGGAAUCCACGCCAGGGAAUGGAUUUCUCCUGCUUUCUGCUUGUGGUUCGUAGGCUAUGUAACUCAAUUCUAUGGGAAAGAAACGGUGUACACUAAUCUUCUGAGACACAUGGACUUCUUUGUUAUGCCACUGGUAAACGUGGAUGGUUAUGACUACACCUGGAAAAAGAAUCGAAUGUGGAGAAAGAACCGAUCUUUUCAUGAGGACAAUAAGUGCAUCGGAACAGAUCUGAACAGGAACUUUGCUUCUAAACACUGGUGUGAGAAAGGCGCAUCAAGUUUCUCGUGCUCGGAAACCUACUGCGGGCCCUACCCUGAAUCGGAGCCAGAAGUGAAGGCAGUGGCUGAUUUCUUGAGAAAAAAUAUCAACCACAUUAAAGCUUACAUCAGCAUGCAUUCAUACUCUCAACACAUAGUGUUUCCUUAUUCCUACAGUAGAAGCAAAAGCAAAGACCACAAGGAGCUGUCUCAAGUGGCCAGUGAAGCUGUCCGUGCUAUUGAGAGUAUUAAUAAAAAUAUCAAGUAUAUGCAUGGCAGUGGCUCAGAAAGUUUAUAUCAAGCUCCUGGAGUUUCGCAAGACUGGAUUUAUGACUUGGGCAUCAAAUACUCAUUUACAAUUGAACUUCGAGAUACAGGAAGAUACGGAUUCUUGCUGCCUGAACGUUUCAUCAAGCCAACUUGCAAAGAAGCUCUUGCGGCUGUCUCUAAAAUAGUCUGGCAUGUCAUCAGGAAUGUUUAAUGCCCUUGAUUUUAUUAUUCUGCUCCCAUAUUUUAAUUUAUUGAUUCCGGCAUGACCAAGUAAUUGUGCCACCUUCUUUUUAAGUUUUAUCGAGUGUUUUGUUACCAGGUUUUCCCAUUUCUUGAUUUUGUUAAAGAAUAAAAUGCUACCUUGAAAUUAAGAGUUCACGUUUC
Molecule: messenger RNA, 1711 nt
Organism: Loxodonta africana (African savanna elephant)
Lineage: Eukaryota; Metazoa; Chordata; Mammalia; Proboscidea; Elephantidae
Gene: CPB2
Product: carboxypeptidase B2
Exons: 13
Coding region: 285-1538 (417 amino acids)
Biological process (GO): proteolysis; fibrinolysis
Molecular function (GO): zinc ion binding; metallocarboxypeptidase activity
Source: RefSeq, a predicted model, not a curated record